This is a messenger RNA of Plasmopara halstedii, 186 nucleotides long. RefSeq lists its product as uncharacterized. Lineage: Eukaryota; Oomycota; Peronosporomycetes; Peronosporales; Peronosporaceae. The record is from RefSeq and is a predicted model, not a curated record. The transcript has 2 exons. Bases 1 to 186 code for a protein of 61 amino acids.
AUGGCUAUUACGAGCAGAAUCGCAGAAUCGGAUGCAGAACGUGAAAGAGUGCAACGAUUCGAACGAGAGACCCGGAAGCGCCUUUUUCAUUUAAUCGAUUUUGCACCAACUGUGUCCCCAACUGUUGUAUACCAUAAGGAUAAAGUGAUUACCGUUGUCUUAGGCAUCCCUGAACAAAUUUCAUAG